Molecule: messenger RNA, 669 nt
Organism: Botrytis fragariae
Lineage: Eukaryota; Fungi; Ascomycota; Leotiomycetes; Helotiales; Sclerotiniaceae
Product: putative myb dna-binding domain protein
Exons: 4
Coding region: 1-669 (222 amino acids)
Source: RefSeq, a predicted model, not a curated record
AUGAACCAAUCCACACGCGAGCCUGCAGCUCCCUCCGACACCUCUCUCGCGCAACAACCACCUAAAAACUUCUCGAACCUUCCCGACCUCGAAGAUUUCUCUGCAUUCUUUACCUUUCCCGCGCAUUCACCCCCGACCAUCCAUCCAAUGUCUAAGCGUGUAGAUAGACAAGAAAUCGACCCUAACGCGAGCUUUCAACUCUCACACAAUCAUCCAUCGACUGCCGACACAUCUACUCUCAAAUCCGAGGUUCCUUCGCCAGCCAGCUCGCGAAAUAAGAGACGCGCCUCGGGCCCUGCGACGGCAACGAAUACUUCGGUUUUCAAUAUGCAGGCGGGUUCAUCUAUUGCAGGACCUUCUUCGGCGGGUUUAGAUGAUCCCAAUAUGGCCUCGUCGAUGGCACCACCUGCUAAAAAGAGUCGUACCAAUACUCCUUGGACACCUGCUGAAGAGCAGAGAUUGAAGAAUAUGAGGGAUGCAGGUAAUAGCUGGGCGGAUAUUGCAAAGGACAUGCAUUAUGCAGAAUUCGCGGAAGAUGAGAGUCAGGCUUUGCUCGCGGCUAUCAAGGAUUACGAGGCGAAUAAGUGGAAGGCUAUUGGACAGAAAGUUGGAAAACCCGCCAAGGCUUGCGAACAGUACGCCAAAGAUAAUUUUAGCGGGAAAAUAUAA